UGAUCCCUGUCAAAUAGUCCCAGAGUGCUUUAAAACAGCGCCUCGCCUGCACAAGUUGAGAGACACAAGAGGAGAGAGCUGGAAACAACACCUGGAGCGUUAGCGAGCUGCAACUACAGACUGCACCAUGCGGUUCAACGUGAUGAUCCUCCUGCUGGGCACGUCCUGCAUCUGUCUCGCACUGGCACAAGUGUCCUAUGACGACUGCUGUCUGAAGUAUGCGAAAAAAAUGAGCGGCAACGCCCAAAAGCACGCGGUGAAGUACAGGCGACAGGAGCCCGAUGGAGGCUGCAACAUCCCUGCUGUAGUCUUCACCAUGAGGAAGGGGCGCGUGCUGUGCGCAGACCCCAGAGAGAAAUGGGUCGCAGCACUGAUGACGGCGAUCGACAAAAAGGAGGCCAAAGACUAUGGCAACAAACACCAACGGAGGCACCUCCGACCGCGGUUCCACCGAGGCUGAGGAUGACAGCCUGCUGCCUCCCUCCACGCCCUCCGGCAAAUCCCGUCAUUAAGCAAUAAGCAGUUUAUGGUGUUUGACAGCCGCUGACAGGAAGGCAGUCGAGGAGGUCGGCCAAAAACCUUGUAGCAUUACUUUUGCUUUCACUAUGCACAAAGAUAGGGGUCAAAGGCUGGUGCAGAAUCACAAUAGCACUUUGUUGUUCUGGGGUUGGACUGCUGAUCGAGUGGUCACCACACUUUACAUAUGUAGAUAUAUAUCUAUAUCUAUCUUUAGAUAUAGAUAUAGAUAUAUAAACAUUCAACAGCUGCUUCGUUGAAAACAUAUUUGAGAGCGUUUUCUUGCCCAAGACAUUGGAUAUUCAAAUAGCAGUCUAAUCAAACUAAUGGUGAUGGAGUGUAAAUACAACUAAUAAUAAUUCAAACAGUUCUUGCAUGAUUUACCCAUAUGUCCAUCAAAUUGUGUAUAUGCAAAGCAUAAUUGUUAAAUGUAAAUUAGAUUCUGCAAUGUGUGUCAUAAGAAAGGAGAAGCUCAUGUCUUAUUUUCUACAUUAUUUUCUUGGUUGUUGUGUUCAACCAAAAGCAUUAUUACAAUAAACAUGUUUAAAAUUU
This is a messenger RNA of Scophthalmus maximus (turbot), 1068 nucleotides long. It is a transcript of the gene ccl25a, whose product is annotated as chemokine (C-C motif) ligand 25a. Gene Ontology annotation, molecular function: chemokine activity; CCR chemokine receptor binding. Gene Ontology annotation, biological process: immune response; cellular response to interleukin-1; monocyte chemotaxis. The transcript is spliced from 5 exons. Gene Ontology annotation, cellular component: extracellular region. Lineage: Eukaryota; Metazoa; Chordata; Actinopteri; Pleuronectiformes; Scophthalmidae. The record is from RefSeq and is a predicted model, not a curated record. The coding region runs from base 128 to 460 and encodes 110 amino acids.